Periconia digitata is the source of this 2130-nucleotide messenger RNA. The record is from the annotation of a GenBank genome assembly. Lineage: Eukaryota; Fungi; Ascomycota; Dothideomycetes; Pleosporales; Periconiaceae.
ACUGGUGAAAAAAUAGGUGUCCUAUACGCAAAACGUAACGGCAAGACGAUGGAUAACGGGCUUGAAGGUUUUGGAUCUUCAGCAGCCGCCGAACUAGUCGCUCCGCUGAUACCGUCACGAGACCAUUGGUCCCUUCGUGACCAGCUGAUUGAACGCGAAUCAGCCUCCAAUGACCCAAUGAGUUUGGUGAACAUUGGAGAUCCUUCGUCCUAUAACGAGCUUUACACCAAAUUACCUGACGACGGCUGGUUCCGUGUACUCAUCAUCGCUCCUGGUGACUAUCACUCCUCAAUCACAUGUUGGCUGAAGAGUUUCCGACGUGAAGAUGCCGUCAACCAGUACGAAGCUUUAUCGUAUAGCUGGAAUGAGAAUGAGGAAUGGUAUAUACCGCAAAGUGAACGGGAGGCGGUAUUGAUCGAAUGUAACAACGAGGAGGUGUCUGUGAAUCUGAGCUUGGGCAAGGCGCUCCGGCAUCUUCGCAACCCAAAAAUUCCACGCAUAAUGUGGAUUGAUAGACUGUGCAUCAACCAGGACGACCCCGAAGAGCGAUCUCAGCAGGUCCAAGUCAUGAGCCAUAUAUACAGCCAAGCUUCUCGUACAAUCGUGUGGCUUGGAAAGUAUGACGAUACUACUAUUUACAACGGGCUUUCGGUCAUUUGCCAAACGAUUAAUUCAUGGGAUUACUCACAGAGGGCAUUGUUCCAUAAGAUUGACUUGGAUACCGGAGAAACGACCCCAUGUCAAGUCACCCCAAGUGAAGAGUCGAGUUCUGACAUCUUGGACCCCCAAAGUCCGUUAUCGCUCUUGUUUGAAAGGACAUGGUUCGAGCGACGAUGGGUCAUCCAGGAGAUAGUACACUCCAAACAAAUUGCUGUUAUGGUCGCCAAUUACACUAUACCUUGGGACUACCUAGGCAUGGCCGCCGCCAUUCUUCGCGUCGAACACAAUUCUCAUGCGGUGGGCGUUGCCAAUACGUACCUGAUGUUUAGGCUCAGAAACUCUGAUGAGCUACCAUCGCUUCGAUUAUCGUUUCUGCAUUUGAUACGCUUGACUUCUGGGUUCGACAACAGCGAACCAAAGGAUGAGGUUUAUGCGCUUCUGAACCUCUCCACAUCAGACAGCGGCCCGGCAUUGCCAAUAGUGCCAAUUGAUUAUACCUGCUCAAUGGAAACCGUUUAUCGAAGAUUGGUCGAACAAUUUCUUACGCAGACGUCUCCUUUGUCGUUUCUUGAAAAUGCACACGGCCUGGGCUAUGACGCGGCGACUAACACCAGCUGGCUGCCCAAAUUCCACGCAAAGCAUACCUUCCGCCCGAUGCUUUCUCCGUGGGCGAUUGACGCUCUAUUUGCGCCUUCUCGGGGAUUGGAGUUUGAAGCAUCUGUAACCCCAAAUGCCGAAGAAUUAAAUGUCAGAGGGAUCGAGUUCGCAACCGUCUUGUGGGUAAGCCCUAUGUUAAAUUAUAACUGGAGCACAAACUGUACCAUAAUUUGGGAUUGCCUGAAAAUAUAUGCGGGGAUUGCAAAAUCGACCCAGGAAAUCCUUGUUAAAAUGUCGCGAACCCUCUGCGCGGGUCGUAACAGGUCAAGUGAGGUGGAGAGCGACAGAGCGGCAUUUGUUGGUAGCUUCGCAGCAACAUUGCUCAAAUGGCUCCCAGAACAGGAUGACGCCGCAAGAUCUCGGCUCAACACGCAUCUAAGCGAGGCUGGGAGGGGCCAUGAUGCUGAUGAUUUUAUACGGGUUGCUGCUGAUGCGUGUCCUUGCCACGCUCUCUUCCUUACCAGCGGAGGACACCUCGGCAUCGGCCGCAGCGACACGACUCCCGGGGAUUCAGUUUGGAUCCUUGCGGGUGCAACUUUACCCUUUGUUCUCAGGAAGACAGACAAAUAUUGGAACCUGGUUGGAGAGUGCUUCAUAGAUGAAGUGAUGGAUGGACAGAUCGUGCGCUCAAUGCACAGUGGUACACCUUUUUCCUUGGACUCGGGCACUAAAAGUUGUGUGGAUCACAUGUCUAUGGGUAGUAUGCUUCCACCAUCAACGAUGCAAAUCUGGGACAGCUGGAAGAGUUUGUUGGUUCAGGGAAUGAAGGAAAAGUACAGAAAACUUCGCGCUUUGACGAUUACACUGAGGUAG